AUGUCUUUGGAAGGCAGUGAAUGCAAACUGGAAGAAAAACUCGAAAUGGAAUUCCCCAUUUCCUAUUCACCUAUCUCAGGUGAUGAAGACUCUCAAGCCUCGGGUGAGGGAAGCUCGCCGGCGGUGACACCGGAAAAAGAAUCGGCGGUAACGCCAGGAAAAAAGGCCCCAGCAAAAAAGUUUGCGGAAGUUGUAGGGCGCAAACAGAAAAACAUAAAUAUAGAAAACCUGGAUAAAUAUGAAGACCUUCUAAAAAAAGAAGGAAAUGAAAUUGCAGUUAAAAAAGAUGUGGAAAAAAAGGAAGAGAUUGAAAAGAAAAGAAUUAUUUACAAGACAUACAGCAUGACUACAAAAAGUAUACAAAAAGUGGAAGAGUGUAAAAUAGAGGAGUGCCUGAAGGCAAUCAGAAAAGAUAUCACAUAUAUAAACAGAGGAAGACGGUUCGGAACGGUAGAAGUGAGGUUCAGGACCGAAGAAAUAGCUAAGAGGCUAUCUACAGAACCUCAGAAAGCAGGAAACCUAGUCCUUCUACCCUUGUACAAAGGAAGAAGGACUUCAAAGAUAGUGAUGAGGAAUAUUCCCCCAGAGGCGGACGCCUCAUGCCUGGUGGCGGCAGUGAUGCUGGGCCUGAAGGAAAAAAUCAAUAUCCUCCAAGCUACAGUGGAGGAGGAGGGAUUUUGGCAGGGCCAGAUUAUCACAAUGGCAAUACAAGCGGAGGCCCAGACACUGGAAGAAAUACCAGAGGUGCUGAGGCUCGAUGAGGAGGAGAGAGUACUAGUAUUUGUAGAAGGAAGAAAACCGAGGUGCUUCGGCUGCGGAAAAAAGGGACACGUAAGAGCGGAGUGUCAACCUAAACCGCAGGUAGAAGCACCGUCGGAAAAAGAAGAAGCGGAGAAGAAAAAGAAAACAGAGGAAACCAAAGAGGUGGAAAAAGCUGCAAGUGGUGCAGAAAAGGAAAAAGAAAACGAAAAAGAGGAGGGGUGGUCUAAAGUUACCAAAAAAAAACGGAAAACUGAAACCACCCCUCAAGAAGAAGAAAACCUGAAGAAAAGAAAAGAGGUUACUUCUUCAUUUAUGGCCAUUAAGGCUACCAACAACAGACUUGUCAAUGUGUUGGCAGCCAUGGCCAAGGUGGAACGAAUAAGAAAAAUGAAAGACUUUAUCAUAUACAAAAUAGGCCGGAAGGACUACAGGAGGAUAAAAUCCGAAUUCUUCCAUGACGUGGGCCCUCUGAGACUGGACAUGUCUCCAUAUCUAUACGAGGGCCUACGUCGGACUCCCCCACGAGCCAAGGAAAAAAAUAAAAGUGAAGAAGAAGGCGAAACUGUCGAACAAGCCAAACUACUGAUAUAA
Molecule: messenger RNA, 1353 nt
Organism: Octopus sinensis (East Asian common octopus)
Lineage: Eukaryota; Metazoa; Mollusca; Cephalopoda; Octopoda; Octopodidae
Exons: 1
Coding region: 1-1353 (450 amino acids)
Molecular function (GO): nucleic acid binding; zinc ion binding
Source: RefSeq, a predicted model, not a curated record